UAAAAAAAUAAAUAAAUGACGAAACUCGAAUCUCUACCUCACCUCCUCUCUAACUCGCCACGUGUACACACACGUUCUAACUACGCCACCAUAUUUACCUUCACUGGAUUGCUCUGCACAAAACCCUAUUUUAAACCCUAACGCUGGAUUCCUCCCCCACAUACCACCCCCCUCUCUUUCUCUCUCUAGAAUUAGGAAUUUCAACACACAUUCAAGAUUUCCAAAGGCGAUGUCGGAAUUAGCCAGAAGAAAGUGUCGCAUAGGUUACGCUCUUGCGCCGAAGAAAGAGCAGAGUUUCAUACAACCUUCCUUGGUUCAACAUGCCAAGGACCGUGGUAUUGAUCUCAUCCGAAUCCAUACCGACAAACCAUUGACCGAACAAGGUCCUUUUGAUUGCAUCAUACACAAACUUUAUGUUGAAGAAUGGAAGAAACGAUUGGAUGGGUUUUCCCUACAAAACCCUAAUGUUGUCAUAGUUGAUCAGCCAGACGCCAUUGAAAGGAUCCACAAUAGGGUAUCAAUGCUUCAAGUUGUGAAUGGAUUGAAAAUAUCUCAAGAAAAUGAAACUAUUGGGGUUCCGAAGCAGAUUGUGAUCUACAAUCAAGAAUCGUUGUUGGACCAGAAAGCUCUUGAAGAAUUGAAGUUUCCUGUUAUUGCCAAGCCGUUGGUUGCUAAUGGGAGUGUGAAUUCGCACCAAAUGUUGUUGGUGUUCAAUAAGGAAGGACUGAAUGGGCUGACACCACUGCCGAUUGUUUUGCAGGAGUUUGUGAACCAUGGUGGAGUCAUUUUCAAGGUGUAUGUUGUUGGGGAAUACGCACAGUGUGUGAAGAGGAGGUCAUUGCCUGAUAUUUCAGAGGAAAAAUUGGGGACAAUGGAGGGUCUGUUAUCGUUCUCGCAGAUAUCGAAUUUGGCUAGUGAAGAUCAGACUGAUGAUCUUGAUGCAAGGCUUGUUGAAGAGGCUGAUAUGCCGCCAUUGAGUUUUGUCACUGAGAUAGCCAAUGGGUUGCGAAAAGCCUUGAGGCUUAAUCUUUUUAACUUUGACGUGAUCAAGGACAAUAGGGUUGGAAAUAAGUAUCUUGUUGUUGACAUCAAUUACUUUCCUGGUUAUGCUAAGAUGCCUUCAUAUGAAAAUGUUUUAACAGACUUUUUCUGGGAUAUUAUACAAAAGAAACGAGACGAGGAGGCGAGUUUGGAUGCUAAAAAUAAUCAGGGUAGUGGCUCUGAUCAUAGGGAGAUCCUUACUUGUGACAAGGAUGAACAGAACUAGUGAGCAACCUCCUCCACAAAGAUGGGGAAGAUUGAGCUUAUGCUGUUCUACCCAUUAGGAGGAGAAUAAUGCUUAUGUACCGAGUUUGUUGAUUUGGCCCUGCAUAAAAUGCAUGGUUCCUUUUGUAAUGCUGAUACUUAAUAAUUUGCAUUGGUGGGUUUUACUGAACCUUUUCAAUGGUGCUUCCUCUCUUACUUUGUUUAUUGCGAGGUGUGUACAAUGUAUUCAAAUUGCACUUUAUUUUUGGAA
Cornus florida is the source of this 1516-nucleotide messenger RNA. Its product is annotated as inositol-tetrakisphosphate 1-kinase 1. Gene Ontology annotation, molecular function: inositol-1,3,4-trisphosphate 5-kinase activity; ATP binding; inositol-3,4,5,6-tetrakisphosphate 1-kinase activity. NCBI's taxonomy places the organism in Eukaryota, Viridiplantae, Streptophyta, Magnoliopsida, Cornales, Cornaceae. The record is from RefSeq and is a predicted model, not a curated record. Gene Ontology annotation, biological process: inositol trisphosphate metabolic process. Bases 230 to 1267 code for a protein of 345 amino acids. Gene Ontology annotation, cellular component: cytoplasm. The transcript is spliced from 2 exons.